Orbicella faveolata is the source of this 3344-nucleotide messenger RNA. RefSeq names its product sodium/potassium-transporting ATPase subunit alpha-3-like. The record is from RefSeq and is a predicted model, not a curated record. Gene Ontology annotation, biological process: potassium ion import across plasma membrane; intracellular sodium ion homeostasis; intracellular potassium ion homeostasis. NCBI's taxonomy places the organism in Eukaryota, Metazoa, Cnidaria, Anthozoa, Scleractinia, Merulinidae. Gene Ontology annotation, molecular function: ATP binding; P-type sodium:potassium-exchanging transporter activity; ATP hydrolysis activity. Gene Ontology annotation, cellular component: plasma membrane.
CCACUGUCCUCCGUGAUGGAGAGAAACACAAUGUCAAUGCAGAAAAGCUUGUGAUGGGAGAUGUCAUUUUUGUAAAAUUUGGGGACAGGGUACCAGCUGAUAUCCGAGUGCUUGAAGCUCGUGGGUUCAAGGUUGACAACUCUUCCCUUACUGGUGAAUCAGAACCUCAAGCUCGCACACCAGAAUUCUCUCACGAUAAUCCUUUAGAGACAAAGAACUUGGCCUUCUUCUCCACAAAUGCAGUUGAAGGAACCUGCACUGGGAUUGUUGUCCAAAUUGGUGACAAUACUGUCAUGGGACGCAUUGCAAACUUAGCUAGCGGAUUGGGAUCAGGAAAAACGCCUAUUGCCGUGGAAAUUGAGCAUUUCAUCCAUAUCAUCACUGGAGUUGCCGUAACCCUUGGAGUGACAUUCUUUAUUCUUUCCGUGAUCUUGGGAUAUGAGUUGCUGGUUGCUUUUAUAUUUUUAAUUGGUAUCAUUGUUGCCAAUGUACCGGAAGGACUUCUAGCAACUGUUACGGUUUGUCUGACAUUAACUGCAAAGCGUAUGGCAGCCAAGAACUGUCUGGUGAAGAACUUGGAGUCUGUUGAGACUCUUGGCAGUACAUCAACCAUCUGCUCUGACAAGACGGGAACUUUGACACAAAACAGAAUGACCGUGGCACACAUGUGGUUUGACAAUAAAAUCUUUGAAGCUGACACCACAGAAGAUCAGUCAGGAACUCCUAUGGAAAAGACUGAUACCUGGAAUUCGCUGGCUAAAAUUGCAGGCUUGUGUAAUCGUGCUGAGUUUAAGACAGGCCAAGACGGUGUUCCUGUUCUCAAAAGGGAAACAAAUGGAGAUGCUUCUGAAUCAGCCCUGCUAAAAUGCAUUGAACUUCAAGUAGGCAAUGUGUCUCAGAUGCGUGAGAAAAACAAGAAGAUUGCUGAAAUCCCAUUUAACUCCACUAACAAAUACCAAGUCUCCAUCCAUGAGCAAGCAAAUGAUGAGGACCCUCGUUACUUACUGGUGAUGAAGGGAGCACCAGAACGCAUUCUAGAGCGCUGCUCCACAAUUCUGAUUAAUGGCAAGGAAGAGGUUUUGGAUGACAACAUGAAAGAAGCUUUUGAGAAGGCUUAUCUAGAACUGGGUGGAAUGGGGGAGCGAGUGUUGGGUUUUUGCCACUUCUUCCUCAAUGUUGAAGAAUAUCCUCCUGGAUUCGAGUUUGUAACUGAUGAUCCUCCUAAUUUCCCACUUGAAAACUUGUGCUUUGUUGGUCUCAUGUCCAUGAUUGAUCCUCCUCGUGCCGCUGUCCCCGAUGCCGUCAGCAAAUGUCGCAGUGCUGGAAUCAAAGUUAUCAUGGUCACUGGUGAUCAUCCAAUCACAGCUAAGGCCAUUGCGAGGGGAGUGGGAAUUAUAUCUGAAGACAUGGAGACUGUGGAGGACAUUGCAGAGCGACUGGGAGUUCCAGUGGCUGAAGUCAACCCUCGUGAUGCUAAAGCAAUUGUAGUACAUGGAGGACAACUGAAGGAUAUUUCAAGGGAACAGCUAGAUGAAAUCCUAAAGAAUCACACAGAGAUUGUAUUUGCCAGAACAUCUCCACAACAGAAGCUGAUCAUUGUUGAAGGCUGUCAGCGACAGGGCGCCAUUGUUGCUGUGACUGGAGAUGGUGUCAAUGAUUCCCCAGCCUUGAAGAAAGCUGACAUUGGUGUUGCUAUGGGCAUUGCUGGCUCAGAUGUGUCCAAGCAGGCAGCAGACAUGAUCUUGUUGGAUGACAACUUUGCUUCCAUCGUCACUGGAGUUGAAGAAGGUCGUUUGAUCUUCGACAACUUGAAGAAGUCCAUCGCCUACACACUGACCAGUAACAUUCCCGAGAUCACGCCAUUCUUGAUGUUCAUCAUUAUCGGUAUUCCCCAACCCCUUGGAAUUAUCACCAUUCUCUGUAUUGACUUGGGAACUGAUAUGGUUCCUGCCAUCUCCUUGGCGUAUGAGAAGGCAGAGAGUGACAUUAUGAAGAGGAAACCUCGUGACCCCCAACAUGACAAACUUGUGAAUGAAAGAUUGAUUGCUAUGACGUAUGGACAAAUUGGUUUUAUCCAGUUUGAUGAGUAUGAUCUGUUUUUGCCUUCAGGUCGUUUGAUCUUCGACAACUUGAAGAAGUCCAUCGCCUACACACUGACCAGUAACAUUCCCGAGAUCACGCCAUUCUUGAUGUUCAUCAUUAUCGGUAUUCCCCAACCCCUUGGAAUUAUCACCAUUCUCUGUAUUGACUUGGGAACUGAUAUGGUUCCUGCCAUCUCCUUGGCAUAUGAGAAGGCAGAGAGUGACAUUAUGAAGAGGAAACCUCGUGACCCCCAACAUGACAAACUUGUGAAUGAAAGAUUGAUUGCUAUGACGUAUGGACAAAUUGGUUUUAUCCAGGCUUUGGGAGGUUUCUUCACCUACUUUGUGAUUAUGGCAGAGAAUGGCUUCUUACCAACUCGUCUGAUUGGAAUCCGAGAAGAAUGGGAAGACAAGGCUAAUAAUGGUGUACUGGAUAGCUAUGGACAAGAAUGGACCUACAGUCAACGAAAAAUUCUUGAAUACACUUGUCACACCGCCUUCUUUGUCAGUAUCGUUGUUGUGCAGUGGGCAGAUCUGAUCAUUUGUAAGACUCGCAAGAACUCCAUUUUGCAGCAAAAGAUGACGAACAAAGCCCUAAACUUUGGUUUGAUUUUUGAAACUGCACUAGCGGCGCUGCUUUGUUACACGCCUGGUUUGUCCACUGGUCUGCGGAUGUACCCAUUACUUGCUGCCUGGUGGUUCCCAGCUGCUCCAUUCAGUUUGUUGAUCUUUGUGUACGAUGAGUGCCGCAGAUACAUCAUCCGAAGACACCCAGGAUGUUGGCUGGAACAAGAAACAUACUAUUGAUCAAACAUUAUCGCGAGUGGAAUUUUGCUGCAUUGGUUUUUUGGAAUGAUCACGCACUGAUGUAAACCACGCUGAGAGUGGAUUGGAGUGUAAUGGACUGAUGAAUCACCCCUUGCUGUGAUGGCUUAUCUUUUAGAGUGACAAUCACGUGUCUUCGAUAUUAUAAAGGCACUUUGCGCUGAUGUAUUCUUAAUAUAUGCUUAAGCCUUUUUUUCAUUUAUCAAAGAAUUUAAAAGCCCUUCUCCAUUCGUUCAUUCUUCCUAUUAUAUUGAAUAUGAUAUAACUGGAACAUUGUUCUGCGAAAUCAUCAAGACCGUUUUAUGGUUUUUUGAAGGGAAGAUAUUUUUGACAAGCUAGGCCAUAUUCCAUAUUAUCGUACCAGAAUUGUGAUAUUCGCUCAUUCUGUACAGUGUUAUUACGGGCUUAUACAAGAAUAAAAACGAUUGAACAUUUUUA